ACACCUCUCUCUCAUCCCACCCAUCCCUCCGUCCAACCAUUCCUUGACACCACUUUUUCUAGGUGGAAUUUUUUGGGCUGCGCACAUCCCCCUUUGGAUUCUUUACCGUUUCUGUCCCCGGCUUGAAGGAGAGGACAGGGGAGAGGGAGAAAGCGAUAGAAGAGAGGAUUUAGUACUGAAGAGAGAGAGUGGGAGAGGAGAGAGGGAUCAUGUCUGGACUCUCGGCAGUGUUGAAGAGCUGGGUCAUCCUGCAGACUCUGUGCCUGGCUCUGGCCCAAGUGAACGGUCCUCCAGGACCUCAAGGCAAUCCCGGUCCGCCCGGGCCCUCUGGCACKCCCGGGUCCGAUGGCAUUGAUGGGGAAAAAGGACCUCCUGGACCUCCUGGCCCACUAGGGUUGAAGGGGGACCCAGGUGAGCCUGGUCCAGAUGGACCUCCCGGAGAGAACGGCAUCGACGGUUUGAUGGGACCAAAGGGAGACGGCGGCCCUAUCGGGAACCCUGGACCUAAAGGCCAGCCUGGACCUGGUGGUGAACCUGGACCCACUGGACCCGGACUGCCUGGACUGGCUGUAAGUCAGUAUUUGUUGAUUAUAAAGAAUUAAAGACUUAUUUAGAAA
This is a messenger RNA of Salvelinus sp. IW2-2015, 617 nucleotides long. Its product is annotated as collagen alpha-2(IX) chain-like. NCBI's taxonomy places the organism in Eukaryota, Metazoa, Chordata, Actinopteri, Salmoniformes, Salmonidae. The record is from RefSeq and is a predicted model, not a curated record.